ACAACACCUAAAGGGGGCUAUUCAGUCGUACCCACGUGUCACCCUUCUUCCUUUCCAAUUUCAGCCACUUGUCCUUUGCAAACUACUUUCUUUGUCCCCCUUCCUAUCCCGCACACGAAUUCCAUGCCCCAUUUUCCUUCCUUUCUUUCAUUCAUUUUCCAUUUUGCUGUUAACUAUUCUUCUUGUUUUCUUCAUUUUUACAGCCACCCUUCUUGAUUGUUUUUUGCUUCUACCAUCCAUUUGUAUGACAUGUUUAAUUGAUUUUUAUGUUUAUUUUGCAAUUUUUUCUGACAUUCUUGGUGUAAAAACUCAAUCUUGGAGCAAAAAUGCAGUUAAAGAUAACAUAUUUUCAUCAGGGCGUUUUUAAACUGGAUAUAAUUGCAGAAACAUGUGAAAACAGUUACGUUUGAUUUUAUUUUAUUUGUUUCUUUGGUGUAUGGUUCUACCAUGGGUGAUGCAGAUGAUCAGAGGAGGAGAAGUAGAGUGGAGAUGGAGAAUCUUUCAUUGGAUACAAGCAGAUUUCCAAGGGAUUUAUUGCAAAGGUUUAUGGGCACUUCAGAAAAAUCUGAAGCUGAGGAAGCAAGAAAGGAUAUAAAUGAAGAUGAGUUGAAUCUUGGAUUGUCACUAGGAGGAAGAUUUGGUGCGGACAAAAGCUCAUUGGUGAGGUCAUCUUCUAUAGCUGCUUGUUUGCCAACAAUUAGAGAUGAUGAUGUAGUGGCAUCAUCAUCACCAGCAGUGACUUAUAAUAUUCCUAGCAGCUUGAUGAGAACUUCUUCAUUGCCAGUGGAAACAGAGGCAGAAUGGAGGAAAAGGAAAGAAUUACUGAGUUUGAGAAGGAUGGAGGCUAAGAGGAGAAGAUCAGAGAAAGUACAGAGGAAUUUCUUAAGAGGUACUGAGAAAUGUAUGGAAGAUGAAAAGAGAGGGACUGAUCAUAUGAAUUUGAAAGGUAGUAAAUUAAUGGAGAAGGAACACUUCUUGGCUACUGCAAAAAAGUUUGGUUGUAAGUUGCCAACAUUGGCUGCCUUUGGGGCUGAUAUGGAAAUGCAAGAUAAAAGGAAUCAAGCAUCACAAGGGUUGAUCGAAUCCCAAGGUGGUUGUUCUUCAAGUAUAUCUGAAUUGGAAAGUAAACCUGCACUAGGAACGGCUGAAGCGAGCUCUCCCAGUAUCCAAUCAUUAAAGAGAGAUUUUGGAAGCAGAACACCAGGAGAGCGGAAAAUUAGUCCAUCUAACAUGGUCGAUAAAUCAAAAAGUCAAGUGCAGGAAAUUAGGACAAACGUGUUGGGGGAUAUGCCAUGUGUUUUCACAAAAGGAGAUGGUCCUAAUGGGAGGAGAAUAGACGGUAUAUUAUAUAAGUAUGGUAAGGGGGAAGAGAUUAGAAUUAUGUGCGUUUGUCAUGCAAAUUUUUUGUCACCUGCUGAGUUUGUGAACCAUGCUGGAGGCAGUGACGUUGCUCACCCUCUCAAGCAUAUAGUUACAAAACCCAAUUCUUCUCCCUUUCUAUGAGCGCAUGGUAAUAUAGCCUCUUUUGCGUAAUGUUGGAGGAGAGCAUCAUACAAUACACCAUGCAAAUGAGUAACUGAGACCUUUUUCCAAACUUCACAAUUACUAGGAGCACUAUGGACAUUGAUCAUGUAUUUGAUACCUGCAUCACGUGCGGUAAAAUGAAGAUAAGAGAUUUCACGUUCUAGGUGUAAAAUUAAGUUGCCUGAGGAGUUAUGUUGCUAGGACUCUUUCGAAAAUGUCACUAGAUUCAUGUAAGACUUUUGAAUGUUGCUGGAGGAUUUGAUGUGAGAGAUAAUAUUUUUGGAAAGCUGCAACAACACAGUGAUAACGCUCACUUAUAUCAUGUAAAGUGGUAGAGGAUGGUUGUUGUCAAUAUCCCAAUUUUCGUUGAAGUCGAAUCUACAAAGAGUGAAAUUAGAAUCCUAGUCUUAUGGGUCUUGACACUUACUAAUAAAA
Molecule: messenger RNA, 1959 nt
Organism: Capsicum annuum
Lineage: Eukaryota; Viridiplantae; Streptophyta; Magnoliopsida; Solanales; Solanaceae
Product: ninja-family protein AFP1
Exons: 2
Coding region: 448-1503 (351 amino acids)
Biological process (GO): negative regulation of DNA-templated transcription; signal transduction; response to abscisic acid
Cellular component (GO): nucleus
Source: RefSeq, a predicted model, not a curated record